Molecule: messenger RNA, 841 nt
Organism: Chroicocephalus ridibundus (black-headed gull)
Lineage: Eukaryota; Metazoa; Chordata; Aves; Charadriiformes; Laridae
Gene: CHCHD5
Product: coiled-coil-helix-coiled-coil-helix domain containing 5
Exons: 4
Coding region: 86-379 (97 amino acids)
Biological process (GO): cellular respiration
Cellular component (GO): mitochondrial intermembrane space
Source: RefSeq, a predicted model, not a curated record
UAGCUGCGCAUGCGCAGGGCGGCACAGCGCUGACCGCGCAUGCGCAGACGCCGGGAGCAGCCGGUGGUGAAGCGGCGGCGGCGGCAUGCAGGCGGCCCUGGAGAUCACGGCACGCUACUGCCGUAACGAGAUGGAGGAGUAUGGCCGGUGCGUGGCCGCCAGCCCGGCCUCCUGGCAGCGCGACUGUCACCGUCUGCGCCUCAGCAUGUCCCGCUGCGCCGCCGCGCACCCCAUCGUGCAGCAGAUCCGGCAGGACUGCGCCGAGCCCUUCGCUGCCUUCGAGCAGUGCCUGAAGGAGAACCAAGCCUCUGUCAUGAACUGCAGCGACCACGUCAACGCCUUCCUGCUCUGUGCGGACCAGGUGAAGCUCUCCACGUGAGGGGAGCCUUGGAAUUAAAAUUCAUCCUCGGGAGCGAAUGAAAAGUCUUUCUGUACUCUGGACUAUCGUUCCAAUGCGUGGUUGGGUUGGUUUUUCCCCUCCGAAAGACGAAGCGCAGCCCUGCGAUGUGCUUCUCUUGGUUCUGGUCGCGCUACGCUUGUCUUCAGUGGGCAGCAGGACUCUGACCAGGACGUCAGAGCGUUCCUCAUCCGUCGGCACUUGCGUGCUGCUAACGCUGGGUUUUGUCUGCCGAGUUGCCUCUUUAUAAGUAAAUAAAUUACAGAACUGUGGUGAAGUGACACCAAAGGAUCACCAGCAACCUCCAGAUGUGCUUGAAUAAGAACCGAAAGCUAAAAUCAGCCCUUGCCUCUUUUUCUGCGGUCUGUAUUCUUCAGCAGUUCCUUUGAUAAUUAAGCACCUUAUUUUCCUUCGUCCCAAUAAAAAAAACAAACCACUUUUCAA